AUGGUCACCCCACCGCCGAGCCAGCUGACCUUGGAAAGACAUGGCCGGCACGACGGCAAGCUGUCUUGCAGCCAACAAGGUGUGGCUUCGUCCUUGAUUCUGGAAGAGCCGAUCAAGGUGGAUGCGACCCACGGCCCGAUGAGGAACGGCAAUCAGGACCUGCGUGCAACGGAGACAUCUAUUGGGGAAGAUGAGGUCUCGCCCACGGCUACAACCGGCCUGAAAGGGAUGGAGGCGGCUGCCGGGGCAGCUGGACUUUCACCACUUGCCGAGACCACUCCGUCCGCAAGUGAGCGCAAGAAACACAACGAUGAGAAUGCACUGGCAGCGACAGA
This is a messenger RNA of Symbiodinium sp. CCMP2456, 335 nucleotides long. NCBI's taxonomy places the organism in Eukaryota, Dinophyceae, Suessiales, Symbiodiniaceae. The record is from the annotation of a GenBank genome assembly.